AUGGAGUGGAAUGUAAACAACGCAUUCAAAACCUACAAAGAAAUGGAGUCCAAAACCAUGAUGGAUAUGACGCUUGUUCCACACUCUGACCCCAUUGACAUUGGACUAGGCUCUUCUGAAAAGGCAAACACUGUUCCUCCUAAACGCAAGAAGACAAUGACAUCUGUGUAUCUCAAAUAUUUCGAGACUGCACCGGACAGCAAAACUCGCAAAUGCAAAUUCUGCGGACAAAGCUAUUCAAUAGCAACAGCCACUGGUAAUCUUGGAAGGCAUUUGAACAAUCGACAUCCAGGCUAUGAUAAGUCUGCAGAGGUCGUGACCACCUCAGUACCACAGGCAGCACCAGUUGUUGCUCUAAAACCGUCACAAUCCAACUCGAAACCACCGCAGCUCGAUUACGAUCAUCUUAACUGGUUAGUUCUCAAGUGGCUCGCUCUGUCAUCACUCCCUCCCUCUACUGUAGACGAAACAUGGUUAGGGAACUCCUUCAAAUUUCUCAACCCAGCCGUCCAGUUAUGGCCGGCUGAGAAAUACAAAGCCGUACUGCACGAGGUUUUCAGAAGCAUGCGUGGUGAUGUAAAGACAUCCUUGGAGCAUAUCCAAUCCAAAGUUUCAGUCACCUUAAGCUUCUGGAGUUCAUAUGAAAACAUUUUUUAUAUGAGCGUGACGGGCCAAUGGAUAGACGAGAACUGGUCUUCUCAUAGAUUGUUGCUAGACAUAUCUCGGAUUCCUUAUCCUUCUGGAGGUUCUGAGAUCUAUAGCUCUCUUUUAAAAGUCCUUAAGAUAUAUGGCAUUGAAGACAGGGUUCUGUGUUGUACACAUGACAAUAGUGAAAACGCUAUUCACGCUUGUCAUAGCCUGAAGGAGUACUUGGAUGGUCAAAAGGUUUUGCCUUUCUGCUACAUUCCCUGUGCUGCUCAGACUCUGAAUGAUAUUAUAGAUGAAGGGUUAGCUACUAUAAAGCCUAUAAUCUCAAAGAUUAGAGACUUCACACAGGAGCUAAACGCGUCCAUGGAACUAUCAGAUGAUUUCAUUCAGUUGACUACAGCUUAUCAAGAAGGCAACUGGAAACUUCCGAUUGAUGCUUCGUCUCGUUGGAGUGGGAAUUACCAGAUGGUCAACAUCUUGUGCAAGGCUGGCAAGUCCUUGGACGCGGUGAUUAGGAAAAACGAGGACGCUCUAGAGAACAGAAUGAUGUUGAGCUCUACGGAGAAGAACGCGGUGACCAUUGUCCGCAACUACUUGGAUUUGGAUUCGUUUCACAAGACGACUAACGACAUGUGCACGAACAAGGAUCUCACGGUCGGUCUAGCCCUGCUCUUCAUGGAUAACAUAUCCGAGAUGAUCACUACUUGCCAGAAAUCGUGCCACAACCCUGACUGGCUGAGAACUUGUGCUGAAAACAUGUCUCAGAAGGCUAGAAGUUACAACACCCAAGUGUGCAACGUGUUCACUUACAUUACAGCCGUUCUUGACCCGCGCAUCAAGACGGAGUACAUUCCGGAGACGAUCAAUCUCGAGAGCUAUAUAGAUGAAGCAAGAGCUCAUUUCAUUCGUAACUAUUCUUCUCCUCAUUUCACAUCUUCUCUGACCGGUGGGUAUCGUCCUCAGGACAUAGACGAAGGAGGAGUAGGAGGAGGAGGAGGAGGAGGAAAUAUCUCAUUUGCAGAGGAAAUCGCUAGAAGGAAGAGAAGGGGAAGUAUGAGUAGCAAUGUUGUUGAUGAGCUGACUCAAUACUUGUCAGAGUCUAUAGUUCCGAUGCAGACCGAUGUGUUGGAUUGGUGGAAGGCAAACAGCGGAAGAUACCCUCGGCUUUGCAACAUGGCUCGUGAUUUCCUUGCGGUGCAGGCAACCUCCGGUGCACCGGAAGAGAUAUUUUGCGGUAAAGGAGAAGAGAUUGAUAAGCAAAAGUAUUGCAUGCCACAUGAUAGCACGCAGUCUGUGCUUUGUAUAAGAUCAUGGAUUGAAGCUGGUAUGAAACUCAAGUUUAAGUCUACUGAGAUUGACUAUGAGCGGCUAAUGGAGCUAGCUGCCUCUGUGGCAGCGGAUAAUUCUGCUGGAGGCUUAGACAAAAAUCAACAUAAGUGA
Molecule: messenger RNA, 2088 nt
Organism: Microthlaspi erraticum
Lineage: Eukaryota; Viridiplantae; Streptophyta; Magnoliopsida; Brassicales; Brassicaceae
Source: the annotation of a GenBank genome assembly